AUGGCGUCUUCGGUUGACUACGCCAAAGUGCCGAUUAAGGAGAAACCCUUGCAUACACCGUCUUUGGAGGAAGUAGCGAAAGUACUCUCUCGAGGUCUUCGGAAAACGUUUGAAACGGUAAAUGUGACCGCUGAAGACAGCCCCGAUCUUACUAAGGCGCCUUUCGACCUCACAACUCCAGGUCUAACGGGCAAUGUGAAAUUGGUAGAAUUAGGUGGUCCCCCGUACCUAACACCCACCGUACAACGCGAUAAGGUAUACGAUCUCGCUGCUCUCCUGCGUCACCUUGCGAGGGAUCCAGCUCUACUCGCAGGCGCUGGAGCAGGUCCGUGGCCAUACAUAGGCGUUAACUGUGAGGGUAUAAUAAAUUUGCACAUCCGCGACGGCGAGGCGCAUCAAGGUACCCGAAUAGUGUCUGUGUCACCGGUUGGCGCAGCUAAGGGCAGCAGCAGUUAUCUACAGCAGAAGCUUCCUAACAACGAAACGCGGACUGCACUGCUUGGCAAUUAUUUAUUAUCAGACGGGCAACCGGGCAAGGUCAUAAAGGUGAUAGCGAAAAAACGUGUAGGUCCAUCCAAUUUCAUUACGGCAAUAAGGGAAACGUUGAAGGAACACUAUGGCGAAAAAGCAGUCGGUCUAGGCGGUGCGUUCCUACUGCGAGCUGGUAAAGUGAAACACCACGUGAUGCCGGACUUCAGCUCAUCUCCGCUGUGCACAGACGCAGACGUGGACGCUUGGCUGCAUUAUUUCGAGAUGAGUGCUCCAAUUAUGCACCUAGGCACUCUCGUCACCGGAGAUCUGGGUUUGGAUCUGCGGGUGCAGCAUUUCCACGGCUACAGCUCCCAUGGAGACGGAGGCCAUUACCACUACGACACGACGCCCGAAGAAGUCGAGUACGAAGGAUACUUUGCGAUCGCGUCCUCCGUAGUGCGAGUCGACCCUCCUUCCGAGACGCACGCCAUCGGACGGGAUUAG
Messenger RNA from Leptosia nina, 975 nucleotides. The record is from the annotation of a GenBank genome assembly. NCBI's taxonomy places the organism in Eukaryota, Metazoa, Arthropoda, Insecta, Lepidoptera, Pieridae.